Molecule: messenger RNA, 1637 nt
Organism: Tribolium castaneum (red flour beetle)
Lineage: Eukaryota; Metazoa; Arthropoda; Insecta; Coleoptera; Tenebrionidae
Gene: Art1
Product: Arginine methyltransferase 1
Exons: 2
Coding region: 169-1227 (352 amino acids)
Biological process (GO): peptidyl-arginine methylation
Cellular component (GO): nucleus
Molecular function (GO): protein-arginine N-methyltransferase activity
Source: RefSeq, a predicted model, not a curated record
UUUUUAUAAAAAGUCACUAGAUUCAGCAACGCUUUGGCGUGAAAUCCCCUGGAUUUUCAAUGUCAGUUGUCAAUUUGACAGUGGCGUGCAUCUAAAGCGUGGUUAUUCGGCGCCAAAGUAAUUGUUCAUGUUUAUCGUUUAGAAUAUUUUAAGGAAAACCUUCAUAAAAUGGAUACAACGGACGUCGGGGCCAUGAAUAACCAUGUCAGCGAGGAGAAAAUGGAAGAUAUUCCAGCCGAGGAGAUGACUUCUCGAGACUAUUACUUCGACUCGUACGCUCACUUCGGCAUCCACGAAGAGAUGCUAAAAGACGAAGUACGGACUUUAACUUACCGCAAUUCGAUGCACCAUAACAAACACUUAUUCGCGGGUAAAACUGUGAUAGAUAUUGGAUGUGGGACGGGGAUUUUAAGCAUGUUCGCCGCCAAGGCGGGGGCCAAGCGCGUCUUUGCGAUUGAAUGCUCCAACAUCGUCGACUACGCGCGCAAAAUCGUCGAAACGAACAAGCUCGACCACAUCAUCACCAUAAUUAAGGGCAAAGUCGAGGAGGUGGAGCUGCCCGAGGGCAUUGACAAAGUCGAUAUCAUCAUCUCGGAGUGGAUGGGCUAUUGCCUCUUUUACGAAAGUAUGUUGGACACAGUAUUAUACGCCCGAGACAAGUGGCUCAAACCCGACGGCCUAUUGUUCCCCGACCGCUGCUCGCUGUUCAUUACCGCCAUCGAGGACAGGCAAUACAAGGACGAGAAGAUCAACUGGUGGGACGACGUCUACGGCUUCGACAUGAGCUCAAUCCGCAAGGUCGCCAUCAGCGAGCCGCUGGUGGACGUCGUGGACCCCAAGCAGGUCGUCACGAACUCGUGCCUAGUGAAAGAAGUCGACUUGUACACCGUCAAGAAGGAGGAUUUGGAGUUCUGUGCGCCGUUCAGUUUGGUGGUCCGGAGGAACGACUACGUCCAAGCCCUUGUCACUUUCUUCACUGUAGAAUUUACGAAAUGCCACAAACGUAUCGGGUUCACCACCGCCCCAGACGCACCUUACACGCACUGGAAGCAGACGGUGUUCUACUUCGAGGACUACAUGACGGUCAAGAAGGGAGAGGAAAUCAACGGAACAUUCACCAUGAAGCCUAACCCGAGGAACAACAGGGAUCUGGACUUUGUUAUCGAACUUAACUUCAAAGGAGAAUUAGGCGAAGUCCACGAAAAUAACAGAUACCGCAUGCGCUAAUUUAUUUUCUUUUUUACUACAAGUGCUUACUUUAACUUCCCGAAAUCUCAUGACUUCAAACAGGCCCCGAUUUUGACGCUAGUCUUAGGUUUACUUUUUUAUGUCGCCACGAUUUUUCUUAACAAAUUUGCUUUUCCCUUUAUUUGGUUGCUGGCAGCAGCGUCAUAAUUAAGAAUCUCCUAAACAUUAUCAUAAGUUUCAAUUGUGAGUGUCCAAUUUUUGAAGUCUUAAUGGAAAUGUACAUAUUUCAUUGAGUCUUGGUAGUUAAAAAUGUGGAACGACUUGUAGGAUUAAACACAGAAUAAUGUCUGUAAAAACGACCCUCAGUGAUUAGUUUGAAUACCCCUAUUAUGAAUUAAGUAAUUGCAAUUUCAACUGUAAACGGUAAUAAUAAAAACAAAUCAUUUAAU